Messenger RNA from Linum tenue, 2085 nucleotides. The record is from the annotation of a GenBank genome assembly. NCBI's taxonomy places the organism in Eukaryota, Viridiplantae, Streptophyta, Magnoliopsida, Malpighiales, Linaceae.
GGUUUAUAUCCGUCUCUUCUUCUCGCUCACGCCGGCUGCGUUGAUUAGCAAGUUCUGGCCUCUUCCCUGCUUCUCAGCCAUGGGAACCGUCUCGCGAUUGAAUCAGUUUGCUGCAUGCCAGAAGACCUUCCCCAUCAUCGCGCCUCGAACCCCGCUGAUCUCCCCAUCUGCAAUUCUCCAUUUCUCCCCUGCCAAACCCACCUCCCCUCCUCUCCUCUUCAAAUCCAAAGGGUUCCGCAAGCCUGCUUUCCUGUGCCGAGCGGCGGGAGAAGGCGAACAGGAUGCCGCCUCUUCCUCCUCCAUGGUCGCCGAAACCGGCGAACCCGAGCAGCUCACGGAGAUUGAUAGCUUGAAGAACCGGCUGGUCGACUGUUUCUACGGUACGGAUCGUGGGUUGAGAGCCAGCAGCGAGACGAAAGCUGAGAUUGUGGAGCUCAUCACCCAGCUUGAAGCCAAGAAUCCGACUCCUGCACCUACCGAAGCCUUGACUCUUCUUCAGGGCAAGUGGAUUCUUGCGUACACGUCUUUUCCGGGGCUGUUCCCUCUGCUGUCGAGGGGAACUCCGCCACUAGUGACGGUGGAGGAGAUAUCUCAGACCAUAGAUUCGGAGAAUUUUACCGUCCAGAAUUCUGUGCGCUUUGCUAGCCCGUAUGCUACCACUUCCAUUAGCACCAACGCCAAUUUCGAAGUCAGAAGCCCUAAGAGAGUGCAGAUCAAGUUCGAAGAAGGCGUCAUUGGAACACCCCAGCUAACUGAUUCCAUAGUGAUUCCUGAGAGCGUGGAAUUUCUGGGACAGAAGAUCGAUCUGACACCUUUCAAAGGGCUGAUCACCUCGGUUCAGGACACGGCUUCUAGCGUGGCAAAGACGAUAUCCAGCCAGCCACCGUUGAAGUUUGACAUCUCAAACCGUAGUGCAGAGUCGUGGUUGCUCACCACGUACCUGGACCAAGACCUUCGAAUUUCGAGGGGAGAUGCUGGGAGCGUGUUCGUGCUGCUCAAGGAGGGCAGCCCCCUUCUCGCUCGCUGUUAAUUUCAACCCUCUGCAAGUAGAUAAGCAGCCGUAGCACGCUCGAUCUGGUGGCCUGUAAUGUAUGGUAUGCGCUUACUAUAUAGAUAUAUGUACAGUUGUGUUGUGUUGUGUUGUGUGUGUGAGUGAGUUGUUUGUUUCGUGCAGAGUCCGUCAUAGAUAUGGCUCCAUGUAUCUACUGUAUACUCAGUGUGCUCGGAAGAUGCUGUUAGUUAUGGGGAAUUCUUACACUUCCACCACGAUGCAUCCAAGAGUACUGUUGUAUUGUGUUGAACGUAAAUGAAUAAACAGAUUAGAAUAAGAGGGCUUGCUUUGGUGCUCUUCUUACAUAAUAACAAUCAGUUGAGUUGAUCAAAAGUCUGCAGAAUAAGAGUAGCAUUUAGAAGACGAGAACAUAUCAGUACAGACCUGAUAGAAAGCAUCCAGAAUCAUGACAUGAAGUUCUUGGGGGUUGACUGACAUGUAGUAGUCGAGAAGUGCACGGAGGUUGUUUGGAUUCUGAAGCUUGUUUGCAGUGAUCAUGGUAGCCACCGAAUCUACAAAGUCUUGUCUGGGAUCCUCACUGCACUUCUCGACGACCACCAUCGUAGUACCUUUGCCUGCAGUUGUUGUUGUUGUUACUGCAACAGCAUCGCAACCAGUUCUUCUACCACCUCUCCUUCUUGCAGCUGCUGUCACUUCUGUCAUCCUGCACCGGUAGCUUUGCUCUGUUGUGUCUCUGAUCAUCUGAUCCAGUUGGUGCUGAACCAUGGUGUGUUCCAAGGUGGAGAUCUGCUUGCGCCCGCUUUUAUGGAUGUCGAAAUGGAUGCUACCACUAUUAUGAUUCCAUGAACGCCGCCGCCUGCACGCUCUGCUGCUGCAGCAGUAGCACUCCCAAUCCUCGCUCUCAUAACCAUCUUUGGGAGAAAAGCUACUGAGCCUGCUGCAGCAAAACCUGCCCCUUCCUGCUGCUGAUCUCUUUUCUACCUCCUCCUUAUGGUACGGCCUCCUGUCCCUUGAUCCUUUCAUUCUGCACUGGCUUGGCUGCAAGCUGGUUGUCUCAAUUAUGGCCUGUAGCA